Dacryopinax primogenitus is the source of this 1692-nucleotide messenger RNA. RefSeq lists its product as uncharacterized. NCBI's taxonomy places the organism in Eukaryota, Fungi, Basidiomycota, Dacrymycetes, Dacrymycetales, Dacrymycetaceae. The record is from RefSeq and is a predicted model, not a curated record. The transcript has 2 exons. The coding region runs from base 1 to 1692 and encodes 563 amino acids.
AUGCCACCUGCCAGUCCUUCAUCACCCAGCAGCAGCCCUUCUCUCCCUUUACCAUUUAUCCUCCUACCGCAUCAACUCCAGAGACAACUUGACGACGCUUACCUGCUGCACCAGCUCUCCCUCCGCCCGGCUACCAUCCUCCCACCAGGGAAAUCGGUAUUAUCUUUGUAUACACAAACGCGCAAGCGCGCUCGGGAAGCAGGAGAUGGCACCCAGGAGGCUCUGGGAGUAGAAGGGGGGAACCUACCGAGCACGGCAGAGAUCGAGCGGCACGCCCUGGAAAAACUUUCCUCUCCCUCCGCGUCUGUCCAACUCUCCCGUCUUCAGCAACUCUACAUCGAUCUGGCUGAAGCGCUUGCCCCCCUUCUACCUCCGGAGGACCCCCUUCUUAUCCAGCUUAGGGAACCGAUGUCCCCCACGAGCUCACCAGUCGAAAGCGCGCUGUUCCACCUCUCUCCGCUCCUUCAUCAUCUGUUGAAGAUCUGCGCCCCGGUGAGGGACGGAGAAGUCCAAGCGCUUCUAGAAAGGAUCACCCCUCCUCCUCCUGCUCGGAGCCCGGACCUACCCCAAAUCGCGCUCGAUACGUUUCGCGGGAUCCUUGAUCUGAGCAGGGAGAUGCGGUCCGACCUGCGAGACGCGCAUAUUUCCCUCUUGGGGGAGAAACAGCUGCGCCUGCUUAUUAGGCGCGAAGCGGGAGAAGAGGAACGCGCGGUCGUGAGGCGGUUUUAUGAGGGUGUGCAGUUGGACGACGCUUGGGAGGAGUGGGUUGGUACUGACGGCGAAGGAGAAAGGAGAUGGGUCGCGAAGAUCAUACAUUGUUUGGGGAGCAAUAGGCCUGUGCAGCCGAGCAUUCCUACGCGGUUCGACUCCCCCCGGCCUGACGGCCCCACCUCGGGGGCAAAGGACACAGGAGAGGGGGAGGAAAGUAGGAAUUAUCUUCCUCCCCAGCUGCUGCUUGAGAGCCCCGCGCUCCUACUUGCUCAGAACACGAUCCAGGCCCUCACGAUCACCGCCUGUCUCGCGACGCUCGUACAGCCCACGCCACGUGUCGCGUCUCCCAGCUCCGCCCUGGGAACGGAAGACCAGCUUCGGUUCACGGCGCGCAUAUGGACGCUCCUCUCGGGGGAGAUUGACGCUUCGAUCCCUUCUUGCUCGCAGCAGGAGGGAACGAAACUGGUCCAUUUGGAGGAAGAAGUCGUCAGCGCAUGGUGCGGGCAGAGGAAGAAGAGGAAGGCUCAACAUACCCCUAAAGCGUCGUUGGACGCUGUACCUGCGGAACCUGUGAUCAAACCUGUCGAUACCCAAGCGGCGCAGGAAGAAGACCCAGAUAUAGAAGCAGAACGACAACUGCGCAAGUCUGUAUCACGCUUGCUACGUACCGAAGAUCCAGUGUUCGCCCUCCUCCGCCGGCGGCUGGUCGACGCUCUCGCUGCGCAUUUCUCGCGACCUCCUGUCCCGGAGGGCGAGCGCGCCAAGGAGGGGCAGAGCACACCCAGGCGCUUACGGGCUGGCCGAGGGCUGCCCGGAGCGUUGAAAGUAACCGAACUGGAGGAGGAAGAGGUGAAAUCCCGCUGGGAUGGUAGAGUGAAGGGGUUUGAGGAUGAGGUGCUAAGGCGGGAGGUGGAGAAGUUGGCUCGGGAGCUGGGGGAUGUUGUUGGUUGGGUUGAGGAGGUUUGGGGGGUUGGAAGGUAA